This is a messenger RNA of Cuscuta campestris, 2095 nucleotides long. The record is from the annotation of a GenBank genome assembly. NCBI's taxonomy places the organism in Eukaryota, Viridiplantae, Streptophyta, Magnoliopsida, Solanales, Convolvulaceae.
CUCAUGCUUGUUUGAUCAAAUGACAAUACUCUCUAUCUAAUUUGAAGUCACACAUUCAAACUUUCCUGAGGGCAAAAACUAUUACGAGUAUAAAAAUAUAGAUCACUACAACUACAUUGUGAUGGAAAUAUGGAAUUUCAAAUUGUAUGACAAGAAAGCUACUACUAGGGGUAUAAUGGGAGCUGAGCACAACUCUUCAUCUGAACUAGAAAUGGCAGCGCGGGUAUUCUUGCGACAGCGAAUCUCUCCCCGCCGCCAAUCCUUCUCCGUUUCAUCCCUCUUUUCGUACACCUUUACCACCCAAUCCCGUAAUUCCAAUCACCGGCAGAAGGUGCACCAUUCUCUCUGCCGCCUGGGACUGCCAUUUUCUCUAGACUCCGCUCCACAACUUAAAGCGCCGUUCAGUGUUAUUUCCUCCGUCCGUUCAUUCUCCACUCGCUAUUCCGCCUCUGUAGCAGACUUCCCUCUCAAAGAUGACAACUUUCUGGCUGCCCAACCCUCUACAUGGUCUCUCAUUGACGGGGGCGUGCUUGAUAGCAAAAAUUUUGAAGAACUGUUUCUUCCGAUUGGCGGUUUAAUUUCGUUGCUCAAUGGCUACCAUGAUCUCACAGGGCUCCCUUGGUGGGUGAUCAUUGCUUCUGGGACACUAGCUAUGCGACUUACAAUAUUUCCAUUCAUAAUACUGCUAAUACACAAGAUUAGGACGAUUGGAGAGAUAUUACCCAAAUUGCCCCCUCCAUUGCCACAGAACAAGUUACGAAGGAGUUUGAAAGACCAGAUAAAAUUCUUUAUGAGAGAAAAACGUACCGCGGGAUGCCCUUCAUUUGUAUGGUUUAUUGCUGCUUUUAUCCAGGUGCCCUAUUUCCUGCUAUGGCUCACAACUAUAAGAAGAAUGUCACUUGAUUGUCAUGAUGGCUUUAAUUGUGGUGGAACUCUGUGGUUCCAGAAUUUGACAGAACUCCCAAAUGGUACUUUAGGCCCCAUAUUCCCUUUACUGGUUGCGGGCUUGUAUUUUGCUAAUAUUAAGGUUUCCUAUCGGAAUGCAUCCAUCGGGAAUAUGAGCGAAUUGGCCAAGUUCUACAAGUUAUAUCUGGAAAUUAUGAUGCUGCCAACAAUGUUCAUUGCAUUUUAUAUCCCCCAGGGGAGCUUAGUAUGUUGGGUUACAAAUAGCUCGUUGAGUCUUCUUCAGCAAAUAGCUUUAAACCAUCCGGCUGUAUGCAUGAGGUUGGGCCUACCUGGUCCGGUUGCUUCUGGAUUAAACACCGAACAGAAAGAUAACUCUGCAGUAGUGGAAAUAGACAUGUCAAGGGAGUUGUGUGAGAUACUUGCUCAGAAUCCAUCCCCUUCAGAAAUGGUUGGACUUUCAACCAAAUUCUUAGAAGAUGGUCAGAAAGAUGUUGCUCUUCCACUACUGCGACUAGCUCUUAACAAGGACCCCGAGCAGAUCACAGCUCUGGCUGUUCUAGGCCAGGCACUAUUGCACUAUGGCUACUUAACAGAAGCUACUGAAUACUUGGAGCGUGCUAUAUCUAAGCUGCUGCAAAAUGGGCAUCCGACGGGAGUUGAGGAUGUUAAUCUUUUGAUCCUCUCAUCUGUAUGGGCAGGUGUAGCUUAUGCCCGGCAGGGGAAAUUUGAUGAGGGUAUCAUACACCUACACAGAAUAACAAAGAUGAAAGAGCCACAAGAUUCAAACACAAAAGCUAACUACUAUGAGGCCUUGGUAGCAUUCUCAAGUGUAUUGUACGAAGAGGGCAGCAAAUAUGAAGCUAUCAAUUGCCUGCGCAAGGUGGUGGCCUAUGAUGAGUCAUAUAGGCGUUUCCUUGAAGACUGGGAAAAAGACGUGAGCGAGGAAGGCGAAUUCGUCAGGAACCUCGUCAACAGUCGGAGAGCUGACUACUAACACUCUUUACCACUGACUUAAAUAUUGUUUAAAAUAAUUAAAUAUUACGGAGUAUAAAAAUUUGAUAUUCCAAAACUGUAUUUUAAAUUAAUUCUAAUUUUACUAAAUUUACUUUAUAGCUAAAUAUACUUUUUUAUAAUUUACGGUUCAAGGGUGUCCUAGUUUAAUAAAAAAAAAUCAAAUUGUGGUAAUUUU